Molecule: messenger RNA, 2588 nt
Organism: Pristis pectinata (smalltooth sawfish)
Lineage: Eukaryota; Metazoa; Chordata; Chondrichthyes; Rhinopristiformes; Pristidae
Exons: 8
Coding region: 710-1783 (357 amino acids)
Source: RefSeq, a predicted model, not a curated record
GUGUUCGACAAUUCACUGCGUUGGGAACACUUUGCGAUCUGAUAGAAAUUCUGCGGAAAUUGGAAAGCAAAAGGGUCAAUGACAACACGGCUGCUGCCUAACAUGCUGGGUAUCUCUAGCAUUUUCUGUUUUAAUUUCAAGACUGCAAUCCUGCUGCAUCCUAUCAUGGAUAGUGAUGAACAGUGAAACCAAUAAAUGGGGGAGAAGCAUCCUCAAAAUGCAAAAUAAGCAAGGCUGGAGUAUUUACAACCAUCUUAAACUGUAGCCAAUAGGUAGACAAUCCUUUUCAUCCUUUAACUGAGAGAAUUUGAUUCACUCCAUGUGAUGUCAAGAAAUGACCGAGGGGACGAAAUACAACAAUGGCUAUUGACUCUAUCCAUGCUGCAGAACUUAAGAAACCUGUUCCAGUACUACCUGUAUUCCAGCAAGCCACGUGAAUACAACUCCAAUGUUGGAGUAAACCCAACAAUGUGCAAACCAGCCCUGACCUUCGGAGCUUGGAAACUCAUCAGCCAAUCAUGGAUCAGCAUGGUCAGUGAGAUCUAUCCAGCCCAUCCCAUAAUAUGCACCCCUCAAUCCGUGCUGAAACCAGGAUUUUGAUGAAGAAAUUUUCCAUGGCCAGAACGAUUUGUUGUGUUAAUGACUGCACAGAAUUAUGCACAUAUGAUAAGAUAAUAGACUGCUACAGUAGCUUAUACUAAAAGCACAGAUGGAAUUACUGCCUGCGGAUCAAGACACAGAGUGUGAGGAAUCUGUUCCAAGCCGGAGGAUCAGUAAGGUUCCCACAGCUUUGAACUGUAAAAGAUCAAAGCUGAUUGUGCACUUAGAUUUAAAUAACACAGUGCAGUUGUUUGAUACUGUUACGAGGCAAGGACCCAAAAGUGCUCUCAGUUCCUUUUUAACCACUGUUACCUGGGGGCGGAUCAACCAGGAAGGGAAGUGGGAAUGGAUGAGCCAUAUACCUUCUUUGAAUCCGCCAUGUGAUGGGUCUGUCAGCUAUUAUUCACAGUUUGGGAAGUUGCUGGAUUUCACAGAGACUGCCGAUGGCUGCCUCUUUAAAAAGAUUUUCACUGAUCAUUUACAACAAAUGGAAUGGACAGAUCCCCACAAUGAUCUCCUGUCUGUUACUGGUGAAGAUGGAAAAGAGUACCAUAGGAUCCUCCCAUCUUUCUUUGAGCUGAUUGAUUGUUUGUUAUCGCAAAAUAGAGAGUUUGCAAUUGUAUUUCGAACCUUUGGCACAGACUUGUGUAGAGCUUUGAAGACAAUGCAGGUCACCCUGUUAGGUCAACAUCCUCAAUAUAAGCAUCUUCAGAUGAAACAGCUUCCGUUAACAAUGGCACCCGGCAAAAUCCGUUGCAAUAAAAAGGAUGUUGUGUUGACCUUAGGAUCUGAACAGAUUUCCACAAAAUCAGAUUCCAAAGCUCUAUAUCACUAUUUCUCUUCCUUGGAGGGAAUUGUAGGUUUUCAGGAUCAUUUUGACUGGUGGGCUAGGAACAACUACUCAAACCAAGGUGGUAAGCCAUUUUGGAUUGAUCCUUCUGAAACCGGAAUACAGCAUAUCUUCAUAGAUGACAAUAUUCGCUUGAAUGAUGCUGAUUCCAUUGUUCAUCCACAGGUGUUUGUGGAGGACGGCAGUGAAACCCGAACAAUCCCAACUGCAGAGCUGUAUGACAUUUGCUUGGUUCAGACGGACCUUCUCAAAGCCAUCCAUGACCGGCAUUAUUUCAUCAAGUGUGUGCAGCAGUGUGAAGAGAAAUACAGCAACUACACAGCUCUCUCAUAAAUGAGGGUAUCCUACCGCAUCAGCAACCUUAGCUAAUUAACUCAGGGCAUGUGUUUGAAAAGGAGACUGCAUAAUAUUAAAUACAUUAAGGACAAAAGUGAAUGUUGAAAUAAAUUGUUUAAGGUGAAAGUCAUAAUAGUAAUAAAUUACUAUGAAGGACCUGACAUUUAUGGUUAAUGUAGAAAUGUUUAAAGUUAUUAUCCUGACUUAAACUGUAUGAUAUAAAAAGGAUUAUAUUUAUUUCCAUAAAUGUUCAUUAAAUAUGUUAAUAAAAAUGUUUAUUGGGAAGUGCACUAUAUGGAAAUGUUACACUUUAUAGCGCAAUGGAAUAGAGAUGUAUAAUGUUGGAUAAUAUUUAACUACUUGAAUUGAACAAAUGGUCCUUCCAUGAGAUUUCAGAACAAAUGUAAAGUGCAGUUGUGGCUAUUUCCAUCCUGGGAAAAACAAACAUUUGGUGAGUUUUACAGUAUCUGCUGUAACAAUAUUUUGACAUGUAUCCUAGCUGAAUGUGGACUACUGUGACUAAACAACAAUAUUUAUGAUACUUUUGAAUAAUCAGUGAUUUAUGCACGAAAAUGAGUGCUGCUUUAAUCUUUGUGCUAAGUAGAUAGCAACUCCAUUUUGCUUUGUAAGUACUGAGAAUAUUGCUCAUCCUUCAUAGAAGCUUAACUACAUUGUAAUCAGCAAUUUAGUGAUGAGGGGAUAUCACUAAGUUGAUUAAUUCAAGUAACUGGAUAGUUCUGGAAAUGUACAUAAUGACUUUCUGUAUCUCUGCCAUGUCUGCUACAAUAAAAGUUCAACUCUA